AAAUGGAUCUAUGCUUCAGGGAACAGCCUCCACGUUGUGGUGAUUGCCAUCAGCCGGGAGUAGUCUGUCCUCUUGGACUCUGACUACAGCCUUAGGACAAUGGAUUUCCUCUGUGCAUUCAGCCUUGACAGACUGUGAAAUACGAUCUUGAGAGACACUUCGGUGAAGAGUUCUUGCUGCUCUUCCAGUGGAUCAGAGGCUAUCCUGUCUUGUACGGACACUGUGACAGGAACUACAUCGGCUCCUAUUAAGCACAGCUGUGGACAGCAGAAUCCCAUUUUCAACUUGGAAUCACACCCUGCUUCCCGUGUACAAGACAAUUCCAGACAGGUCUCGGGCUCUUUAGGCUUCCUUGCACCGCGUAGGCUGUGGAAGACAAGAGUUGCUUCUUGCUUGUCGGGUUAUCUUGAGCCUCCGCCAGAGAGAACAUGCCGAGACCCCGGAAGAGACUGACUGGGGCUGCUGGCCCAGACAAGAAGGAGCUAUCAGAAAAACGUAUUAAAACCAAAAACUCAGAAAAUGCAUCAGCUAAGCUAGAGAGCCCCAGCCCACAGAUGACUUCAACCUCUAAAAACUGUGACAAGAAUGUAAGCAACUAUUGGCUGAUGAAGUCAGAACCAGAAAGCCGGCUAGAGAAAGGUGUAGACAUGAAGUUCAGCAUUGAGGAUCUCAAAGCACAGCCCAAGCAGACAGCAUGCUGGGAUGGAGUUCGCAACUAUCAGGCUCGGAACUUCCUCAAGGCCAUGAAGUUGGAGGAGGAAGCCUUCUUCUACCAUAGCAACUGCAAACAGCCAGGCAUCGUGGGACUUAUGAAGAUCGUAAAGGAGGCUUACCCAGACCACACACAGUUUGAGAAAAAUAAUCCCCAUUACGACCCAUCCAGCAAAGAGGACAACCCUAAAUGGUCGAUGGUGGAUGUACAGUUUGUUCGAAUGAUGAAGCGCUUCAUCUCCCUGGGAGAGCUUAAAGCCUAUCACCAAGCCCACAAAGCUACCGGUGGCCCCUUAAAAAGCAUGGCUCUCUUCACUCGCCAGAGACUUUCAGUUCAGCCUUUGAGUCGAGAAGAGUUUGAUUUUAUUUUGAGCCUGGAGGAAACAGAAUCAAGUUAAUGAAGGCUCUACUGAUGGAGUGAACAAGCCAUUGAUCCACAUACUCAAGAUUUUAAAAGAAAAAAAGACAAAGCUUGCUGUGUCCACCUGGGGUCGUGUGCACAGGUGGUUUGUUCAAUCUUUUUUUCCUAAUAAAAAAGAUUUAGUGA
Messenger RNA from Mesocricetus auratus (golden hamster), 1258 nucleotides. RefSeq names its product thymocyte nuclear protein 1 (gene Thyn1). The record is from RefSeq and is a predicted model, not a curated record. Gene Ontology annotation, cellular component: nucleus. Lineage: Eukaryota; Metazoa; Chordata; Mammalia; Rodentia; Cricetidae. Bases 429 to 1109 code for a protein of 226 amino acids. The transcript has 9 exons.